This is a messenger RNA of Onychostoma macrolepis, 1428 nucleotides long. RefSeq names its product torsin-1A-like. Gene Ontology annotation, cellular component: nuclear envelope; endoplasmic reticulum; endoplasmic reticulum lumen. Gene Ontology annotation, biological process: protein localization to nucleus; nuclear membrane organization. Lineage: Eukaryota; Metazoa; Chordata; Actinopteri; Cypriniformes; Cyprinidae. Gene Ontology annotation, molecular function: ATP hydrolysis activity; kinesin binding; ATP binding. The record is from RefSeq and is a predicted model, not a curated record. The transcript has 5 exons. The coding region runs from base 142 to 1092 and encodes 316 amino acids.
CUUUGCAGCUUAUUUCAUUGGUCAAUCUCACACAUCUCUACAAUCACCCGUGAAGAAAGGUUCAAACUUCAGGAAGAUCGUGUGACAAGGAAGUGGAGGCUGAGUUGGAGCCUGCUUUUUGUAUCUGAUUUAUUUAGUAAAAUGACUGCCCGGAUGCCCCCUCAGGUCACCCUAUUACUUGUGGGUGCAGGACUUGCUGCUCUGGGUGCAACAUACUGGCAUUUCUAUUGGAGUAAGGAAGUCUGUAAUGGGAACUGGAUCAACUUUAAUAAAACUGGACUGAAGUAUGACCUCAAAAAAAAGCUUUUUGGGCAGCAGGUUGCUGCUAAGGUCAUCCUGAAAGCCGUCACAGGCUUCAUGAACAACAUUAACCCAAAGAAACCUCUGGUUCUGUCCCUCCACGGCUGGACCGGGACCGGGAAGAACUUCGCGAGCCAGCUUAUAGCAGAAAAUAUUUACCAGAAAGGGAUGACGAGCAACUUCGUUCAUCUGUUUACAGCGACAGCACACUUUCCUCACGAGGCUCACAUUAACAAAUACAAGACGCAGUUACUGGAGUGGAUACGAGGAAAUGUUUCCAUCUGCCCACGUUCAAUGUUUAUAUUUGAUGAAAUGGAUAAAAUGCAUCCUGGGCUGAUCGACAGUAUUAAACCUUACCUGGAUUUCUACAAUAACCUGGACGGAGUGUCAUACAGACAGGCCAUCUUCAUCUUCCUCAGCAAUGCCGGGGGUGAGAAGAUCGUUCAGGUGGCUCUGGAUUUCUGGAAGCUUGGAAAAGAACGAUUCCAGAUCCAUCUGAAGCAUCUAGAGACAGCAUUGUCACUAUCUGUUUUCAACAACAAAAACAGUGGUCUCUGGCACACUAGCUUAAUCGAUAAGAAUCUGGUGGAUUACUUUGUGCCAUUCCUUCCUCUGGAGUACAAGCACAUCAUUCAGUGUGGUUGGAGUGAGAUGGCCAGAAAGGGUCAUGUCCCAAAUAAAAAGGUUGUUAUAAAGAUGGCCCGUGACCUAAACUAUUUCCCUAAAGAGGAACGCGUCUUCUCCCUGCAGGGCUGCAAGACCAUUUCCAGCAGACUGGACUUCUAUAUUUAAAUAAAUGAGAGAAAACAAUCACAUAGAUUUAAUUGAUAUGUUCUGCAUGCAUUCUCCACGAAACCACCCCUCUGACAGGCCAAGGCAUGUUUUCAAGGAUGAUAUAACAAAGAUCAAGAGAAAGUUUUUUUUUUAAGACAGUUUCAUCCCCACCACUUUUAAAACGCCACUGAAAAACAGCCUACAACACACAGAAAAAGCAUCUCCAAUCUGUCAUUCUUCAUGAAAUAAUUUAUGUAACACAUAAAACACACCUAUGUGCCGACCAGAACAUCAGGUAAUGUAACGAAGUAAUAAUACUUUGUUCAGUAUUUUUGGGAGUAUCUGUACUUUACU